This is a messenger RNA of Trypanosoma grayi, 1458 nucleotides long. RefSeq names its product protein disulfide isomerase. The record is from RefSeq and is a predicted model, not a curated record. Gene Ontology annotation, molecular function: protein disulfide isomerase activity. Gene Ontology annotation, cellular component: endoplasmic reticulum. The transcript has a single exon. Bases 1 to 1458 code for a protein of 485 amino acids. Lineage: Eukaryota; Euglenozoa; Kinetoplastea; Trypanosomatida; Trypanosomatidae. Gene Ontology annotation, biological process: protein folding; response to endoplasmic reticulum stress.
AUGAUGCAUUUACUAUUGUUUGUUGCUAUUGUGUUUGGCUCAAUUCACGUUGAGGGCGCUGGUGUCGUUGAAGCCACCGAUAAGAACUUUGACAGUGUUAUUAAACAGAGUGAGAUAGCGCUUGUGAAGUUCUACGCCCCAUGGUGCGGGCACUGUCAAAAACUCGCCCCAGAGUGGGAAAAGGCUGCCAAGGAUAUUCCCAGUGAGGCGUCCAUGAUUGACGUUGACUGCACCAAGGAAACAGGGCUGGCACAGAAGUACUCAAUAAAGGGCUACCCCACAAUCAUCCUCUUCCGUGGCGGUGAACAAGUGGAGACAUAUAGAGGUGCCCGCCAAAGUGCUGACCUUGUCGACUACGUAAAGGCAAAUGUGGGGCCUGCCGUUAUGUACCCAUCAAACGCUGAGGAACUGUCAAAGAUAAGGGAGGAACAUGACACAGUAUGCGUUGGUUUGACAUCUGAUGCCGAAAGUGCUCUUUCAAAAGCACUUUCUAACUCUGCAAAAGCUCUCCGAAUGAAAAUGAAGUUUGCACUUGUAACGGAACCGCAGCUUCUACCUGAUGAGAAUCCCGAAUCUGUUCUUGUGUACAGAAAGGGCGACGAAAAGGAAGUCUAUGAUGGGAAGAUGGAAGAGACAGAGUUAAAGGCGUUCCUGGAAACAGCCGUUCUCCCAUUCUCAGGGGAGAUAAAUCCUUCGACCUAUAUGAAGUAUGCACAGUCAACCAUGCCGGUGGCAUGGGUUCUACUGAAGCCCAACGAUGAGACAUCUAAGGAACUAAAAUCUAAGCUUCUGGAUCUUGGGAAGAAAAUGCGUCGUCAUGUGGUGCUCCUUUGGGUGGAUGCGGAACAGUACGCCGUCGGGAAGAGUCUCAGUGUCCCAGAUGAUGCCAAGUACCCUGCUUUUGCCAUUGCUAAAGGAGAAAAACAUUAUGUUCUUCCACCUACAGAGGCUGCAACCGCGGAGUCUAUUGAGGCAUUUAUCAUGGAAUACGCCCAAGGAAAUGCAGUUCCAUCGAUCAAGUCUCAGCCAGUGCCUGAAAAGGAGACGGUUGAUGGGUUGACAACCAUUGUGGCAAGCACGUUUGAGAAGUACUUGUCUUCAGGAAAAGACAUAUUGAUCGAGUUUUUUGCUCCUUGGUGUGGGCAUUGCAAGAAUUUUGCCAAUACGUAUGCGAAGGUGGCAAAGGAGUUCGAAUCUUCGGAUGUCAUAAUUGCUGUCAUGGACGCCACUGCGAAUGAUGUGGACAAAUCCAUCUUCGAUGUGUCUGGUUUCCCAACGGUAUAUUUCAUUCCUCAUGGAGAAAAGCCCAUCCUUUAUUCAGGAGACCGUACCUUUUAUGAGGUAUACAAGUUUGUUCGUGAGCACAGCUCUGUUUUCAAAAAUGAAACAGAUUCAGUUAACCCUGAAGACACGAAGGAAACAGAAGCAGACACUGAAGGGGAAAAGGGUGACCUGUAA